Messenger RNA from Chlamydomonas reinhardtii, 4846 nucleotides. RefSeq lists its product as uncharacterized. Gene Ontology annotation, biological process: mismatch repair. Gene Ontology annotation, cellular component: nucleus; MutSalpha complex. Bases 267 to 4058 code for a protein of 1263 amino acids. NCBI's taxonomy places the organism in Eukaryota, Viridiplantae, Chlorophyta, Chlorophyceae, Chlamydomonadales, Chlamydomonadaceae. The transcript is spliced from 21 exons. The record is from RefSeq and is a predicted model, not a curated record. Gene Ontology annotation, molecular function: mismatched DNA binding; ATP binding; ATP-dependent DNA damage sensor activity.
UUCAUUUAGCUGAUUGCGGUCGACUAGGGCCUCGCUUAAGUUGGUUUUGUAGGCGGGGCGCCUACUGCCCAGAACGGGCCAGGAACUUGAUUGCGUGCUACAAAUCUUUACUGGUCGCAGAUUGUACUGUACCUGCUAGCCGUGAGCAACGCCGUGACCUCUGGGCGGGAAACCCAGUUGAAUUACGCGCCCAAUACCAGUCUUUAGGAAGUCCACCGCGCUGUUUCCGCCUCGUGGGAGUGCCGAUGGAUAGCUCGACGGCAAAAAUGAAGCAGAGGCCAAUCAGCGCAUUCUUUGGGGCAGGGAAGGCCAAGGAUGCCGACAAGGGCGCCACGCAGGCAAAAAUCAGCGCCUUCUUCGGCAAUAAGACGCCUGGCGCAGCCGCAGCCAAGCCCGAGGGCGGUGCCACCCCAGCUCCCGCGCCCGUGCCCGCCCCCGGCGACAAGCCAACACCCCCGCCCGCUGCCGCCAACGCCUCGGGCGCUGCUCCCACGCGCGGGGACACGCCUGCUGCCGCCCCGGCCGCCGCGCCCACGCCCGCACCCGCUCCUGCGCCCGCGGCUGCCGCGGCCGCGGCCACGGCCGCGCCUGCCAAGACGCCCGCCGGCGGCAGCACCAGCAAGCCGGCCAAGGGCGGCGCCAAGGGUGCCGCCAAGGCCAAGGCCGGGAAGGAUGUUGGCAACAGCACCAGCAAGGCCGCAAAGGGCAAGAAGGCAGCCGGGGGAUCUAAGGCGGCGGCCGCCAGCCGCAAGCGGCUGCGGCGAGUGGUGAUGGACGAGGAGGCCGGUGACGACGGCGCGGCGGCGGGUCUGGAGGACAACUUGGAGGACGAGUCGGACACCGACAAGGGCGACGACAGCGACUAUGAGGCGGAGGGCAGCGGCAGCGAUGAGGAGUCCUCGGCCGACGAGGAGCAAGACAGCGACGGCGGCAGUGACGGUGACGACGAUGGAGCUGAGGACGAGAGCGAGUGCGACGACAACGCUGGCGUAGGCAAGAAGCGCAAGCGCGGCAGCAAUGCCAAGGCCGCGGCGCCCGCCGCCAAGCGCACCCCCGCACCAGCCAAGUCCAAGCCCGCCGCUGCCGCGGCCGCUGCCACGCCCGCCGCCGCACGCACGCCUGCUGCCGUGUCUGCUGGCAUGAAUGCCGCAACGCCGGCCCACGGCACAGCCUCAAAGGGCCCUGCGUCCGCGACCGCGGGUGGCCGCACGGCCACCGCCACACCCGGGACGGUGGCGCUGGGCUCGGCUGGGCGCAGCGGCGGUCUGGGCGGCGGCCGGAGCGCUGCCGCCACUCCCAACACGGGCGGCGGCGCCCACACGCCCUCCUCCUCCGUGCGCAGCCUGCGCAGCGGCAUGUCCGACUGCGCCACGGAUGUGUCUGUGCCCGAGGUGACGCUGGGUGUGGCCGCCAGCAUGGACGGCGACGCGGCGCGCUUUGCGGAGCGUAUGGCCAGCCGCUUCCCCUUCCUGCACCCCGACCGCAUCCGGGACGCCGCCAAGCGCCGCCCCGACGAUCCCGAGUACGACCCCCGCACCCUGCACAUCCCCGACACCUGGUUCAAGGAUGCCAAGGUGAGCGAGGCCCAGCAGCAGUGGUGGAAUCUCAAGGCCGCAAACUUCGACUCGGUGCUGCUGUUCAAGGUCGGCAAGUUCUACGAGAUGUUUGAGAUGGACGCGUACGUGGGCGUGGAUGUGCUGGGUCUGGCCUUUAUGAAGGGCGAGCAGCCGCACGCGGGCUUCCCCGAGGUCAAGUACGCGGACAUGGCGGAGGGACUGGCGCGGGCCGGGUACCGCGUGGUGGUGGUGGAGCAGACCGAGACGCCCGAGAUGCUGGCCAAGCGCAACGAGGAGCGCAAGAAGCGGGGCAUGAAGACGUGCAACGUGGUGGACCGCCAGAAGGUGGCGGUGCUGUCCCGCGGCACACUGGUGGACGCGGCCAUGGUCGCCAGCAGGCCGGACGCGGCCUACGUGCUGGCGGUGUACGAAAUGGAGGAGCCCGCCCCCGCUGCCGCUGCCGCCGCCGCCGCCUCUGCUGACGGCAGCUCGGUCUCGCCUGCGGGUGCGGGUGUGCGCAUCGGACUGUGCGCCGUGGACUGCGCCUCGGGCCAGGUGCUGCUGGGCGAGUUUGUGGACGACGACGUGCGCUCCUGCCUGCGCACCCAGCUCACAGCGCUGCAGCCGCAGGAGCUGGUGCUGCCCGCCGUGCCUCUGAGCUCCGUGACGCAGACGGUGCUGCGCAACGGACUGCGCAACCCACAGCGCAACCUGCUCAAGGGCAAGCGCGGCGAGUGGAGCGCAGACAAGACCUACAGGAUGCUGCGCGACCGGGACUACUUCACCGCCAGUGCCGCCCACCCCGAGCCGGGCAGCGGCAGCGGCGGCAGUGGGGCCUACGGAACCGAGGACGACCCCUGGGCCGGAGCCAGCGGCGGCGGCGCUGGCGACGCCAUGGAUGUGGACGGCGGCGCCGCCGCCGCUGCGGGCGCUGGCGGAGGCGCUGCCGCUGUGGGCGCCGCCGCUGCGGGCGCGGGCGGCACGGGGCAGCCGCCAGAGCUGGACCCCUCCAAGCGCUGGCCGGCGCUGCUGCGGCGCUUCGUGGCGGAGGGGGUGGCUGCGCGCCCCGCGGCCAUGGCGGCGCUGGGGGGAGCCAUCGUGUUCCUCACGGAGGCGCUGCUGGACCGGGCGGUGCUGCCGCUGGGCCGCUUCGAGGAGCUGCCCGCGCUGGUGCCCUCAGCCGCCGCCUCGGGCGCUGCUGCUGGCGCGGACGGCGAGGGGGCUGCUGACGCGGACGCCGAGGGCGGUCUGCCGGCCUACAUGGGCCUCAACGGCGCGGCGCUGGAGAACCUGGAAAUCCUGGAGAACGCCGAGGGAGGCAGCGCGGGCACGCUGCUGUCUGUGCUGGACCACUGCACGACCCCCUUUGGUCGCCGCCGGCUGCGGCAGUGGCUGUGCCGGCCGCUGUGCCGCUGCGGCGACAUCCGGCUGCGGCAGGACGCGGUGGCGGCGCUGAUGGAGGGGGCGCUGGCGGAGGCGGCGGGGCAGGCACGCAAGCUGCUGGCGGGCGUGUCCGACCUGGAGCGCGCCAUCACCCGGCUGCACGCCAGCACGGUGGAGGGCGGCAGCGGCCGGGACGCGGCGAACGUGGUGCUGUACGAGGACGCAGCCAAACGGAAGGUUGCCGCGCUGACGGGCGCGCUGAAGGACCUGCGCUCCGCCCACACCGCACUGGGCAAGCUGCGUGACGCCCUCGCCCGAGCCGGCGGCGGCGAAGGCGGCGGCAGUAUGCUGCUGCGCCGCAUUGUGGUCGACCGUGAGUGGGAUGAAGUGGGCGCCUGGGUGCCUGCCGAGUCGCUGACCCUGUCGCCCGUGGACUCCCUGUUUGUGCGCAUGGGCGCGCGCGACUCCAUCAUGACCGGCCAGUCCACCUUCUUCAUAGAGCUGGCGGAGACGGCGGCCAUGCUGGCCAGGGCCACGCCCGACUCGCUGGUUGUCCUGGACGAGCUGGGUCGCGGCACCGCCACCCUGGACGGCGCGGCGGUGGCGGGCGCCGUGCUGGCACACCUGGCGGGCGCCGUGGGCUGCCGCGGGCUGUUCGCCACUCACUACCACCACCUGUCGGACGAGCACGCACAGGACUCCCGGGUGGCGGUGAUGCACAUGGCGUGUGCGGUGGAGGGCGCGGAGGAGCCGGAGGCCGCACCGGCGGGCAAGGGCGCAGAGGCCCAGGGCGGCGACGAGGUCACGUUCCUGUACCGCCUCUCGCCGGGCGCCUGCCCCAAGAGCUACGGCACCAACGUGGCCCGACUGGCAGGACUGCCGCCGUCCGUGGUGGCGCGCGCAGCCCAGGUGUCCGCCACCUGGGACCGCGAGCGCGGCAGCCAGGCCGGCGGCGGUGCUGGUGGGGAGCUGGGUCGGCUGUUGGCGAGCGUGGCGGCAUGUGUGGGCGGCGGGCCCCAGGCGGAGGGCGCCAUGCAGGUGGACGUGGAGGUGGAGGUGGAUGUCGAGAAGCUGCAGCAGCUGCAGGCGGCAGCGGCGGCGUUAGUGGCGAGCGCCUGAGGUGCUGGGGCGCGUGUGGCAUGUGCCGUGUGGCGUGUGGCGCCCGGCUGCUGAUUGGUGGUGCAGUCGAGGAAGUUGUGGUGAAGUGGCGGCAUGCCGUAAUGUAGUGUAGUGUAGGACCCCAUGGAUAAUCCUUGGCUUGGAUGGGUGCAGAGCAUACCGUAGCUGUUGGCAGUCCCCGCGCAACCGCGGAGGCCUGUUGCACGUUUGCACUGGGGGUAGGCCUAAUUGAGGCAGUAGCAAAUCAGGAGUCGGCUAGAGGCAUUGCGGUAGGUCACAUGAGUACAUGACGCAUCCAUGGGUGAGCUCGCGGUUUAGGCAGGAGUUGCGUUGGCAGGCUGAACAGGCACAAACGGAUUAGAGAGCUUCAGGGAAGGACUGAGACGGGCACAUCAUGGCUGGGCGUACGGUAUCGUUUCCCCGACUGAUGCAGUGGACUGAUCAGCCAUUCACAUAUCACUCCAGGUCUCCAGCCAACGGUUUGCCCUUGAUGGAAGCCCACGGCUGGAUACCGCCGUGCGCUAGGCUAGGGCGCGACAACAUAUGACGCAGGGGUGUAUCUGGGCGUCCCACCUGAAGCAUUGGUUGAAGCUUCAAGUUGUCACAAUCAGCAGGAAUCAGCACGGACCAGGAGCUACCGUAUUCAAACGUAAAUAAAUAAAACAAACCACACAGAAAGACAGCAUUUGAGACCUCGAUGCGAUGGGGAAUGCGGCCUUCAGAGCGACACACGAAACCCUGGGCCCUGCACUUCUCACCCCCUGCAACUGAACCACCUCCCGCUCAAA